Molecule: messenger RNA, 1215 nt
Organism: Eremothecium gossypii ATCC 10895
Lineage: Eukaryota; Fungi; Ascomycota; Saccharomycetes; Saccharomycetales; Saccharomycetaceae
Gene: YPT11
Product: Rab family GTPase YPT11
Exons: 1
Coding region: 1-1215 (404 amino acids)
Molecular function (GO): GTPase activity; GTP binding
Source: RefSeq, marked provisional
AUGAGCGGAAAACGGAAACUAUAUGUGCGGACUAGUUCCGAGCCCACAUCGCCGCAACAGAGUCAUGUGGGAGUUUUCGGGGAGACGGUACCGCUGGAAGCAUUGCGCCGGCGGGUCAUCACGCCGUCGCGGCAGCAGUCGAUGGUAGAACGUCACGUGCCAGCCGUUAGCAGGGCGCGGGACACCGGGCUCGAGUACACGGACGGGGCGCAUGCCAGCAGCAUCAAGCUGCUGCUGAUUGGGAACGCGGGCGUGGGCAAGACGGCAAUGAUUCUGAGCUACUCCAACGAAUUGCCCACGAAAUCGCAGCUGUGGCAGCAGUCGCCGCAGCUCGCGGCGCCGAACAUAGACCAGCGCACGAAGAAGCGGCUGAAGACGGUGGACGCGCGCAAGCGGUACUCCCUGAACGACUACGAGGAGCUGUUUGCGCGGGACGCGAGAAGUAUCGAGGACGCGGGGCGGGAAGACGGGGACGAGGUGGUGAUCGAGACAAAAAGCACGAUUGGCGUAGACAUCAAGACCAGUUUCGUGGACAUUGACCGCCAGCUGUUUAAGGUGAUCAUGUGGGACACAGCGGGACAGGAGCGGUACCGCAACGCCAUGGUACCGUCGUUGUACAAGGGCACGCAGGGCAUCAUCCUCAGCUACGACAUAUGCAGCCGGGAAACCUUUCGUGACUGCCUGGAGCACUGGUUGCCGGAGGCGCUUGAGCAUUGCCAAGUCGAGCACACGCGGUUCUACCUUGUCGGGAACAAGGUUGAUCUAUACAAGCAGCGGCAGGUGACACAUGCAGAUGUGCUUGCGUUUGCAGACGAGGCGAAGCGCCGGUACGGCUUCGAAAUAUCGGGGAAGUUCGAGCUGAGCUGCAAGUGGCAGCAUGUGGUGGAACGUGCGUUCAGCUUGAUAAUCAAGGACCUCGUGGAACACGGGUGCUACGAGGACAAUUUUCUCGAUACAUGCACGGACAAUAAUGACGAAGAUGAUGACAAUUACGGUGCAACUAUGCGCGAUAAUGAAGAGCAUGAUGACGACGAGGCAGAUACAUGUGUGUGCGACGCUGCCACAAACCUACCUGGCAUGCAGGCGAGGAAGCUGACCUCGGCACAAGGCAGACGUUCUCCAGAGAGCAACAGUAGAAAUACGAAUAUAGACAUUACAAAACCCAUCCACAAAGACGGCAGUCCGGGUGCAGCCAAAAGUUCAUGCUGUAGUUAG